This is a messenger RNA of Notechis scutatus (mainland tiger snake), 2611 nucleotides long. Lineage: Eukaryota; Metazoa; Chordata; Lepidosauria; Squamata; Elapidae. The record is from RefSeq and is a predicted model, not a curated record.
AUGGAAGUACUCCUGGAAUUUAUACUUGCAAAAAUAGGGAAUUACUGGCACUUUAACCUACCCAGCGAGCAAAAGGAACUCAAAACGGAAUUGGAAGACCCUGAAGGCGAUGGAAAGGGAAAAAAAACCAAGGCUGCCCAGAAGGGCCUCCAGGUCACCCAGGCUGGAACUGGGGCUGAGUUUCAGUUCCAGAAGCUCUUGAAACCAAUCAAGCAGGAACUGGAAGACGAACGGCAACAGCGCUGGGAAACCCAGUGGCAGAAAUUCCUGAAGACCAUGCAAGCUCCUUAUUUUUCAGAAAGAUGUCCACACCUGGCUCGAUGUCCACCACCGGAGGAGAUUCCUGAAGAAUUCCGAGCUUCUUUCCCCUCCUUAAAGGGGAUAGCAGAGACCAAGCUAAGAUCUAGUAGAGAAAAGGUAUUCAACCAGAAGACCUGCAGGACCUGUGAGAAGGACCCACAUUCUCCCGUGCAAGUCAAAGAUGAGAUUUGGGAUGAGGACAUAGAUAGCUUGGGAGAACAGAGCCAGUGUUUCCGUCAGUUCUCCUACCAGGAAGCUGAAGGGCCCAGAAAUGUUUGUGAGCAGCUUUGGAGAUUUUGCCACCAGUGGUUGAAGCCAGAGAGGAACACCAAGGAGCAGAUCUUGGAGCUGGUGGUCCUGGAGCAGUUUCUGACCAUCCUGCCUGAGGAUGUACAAGGUUGGGUAAGAGAAGGCAGACCCCAGACCUGUGCCCAGGCUGUCACUCUAGCAGAAGAUUUCCUCCUGAAUCUACAGAGAAGACAGCAGGAACUGGAGCCGUAUGAAGAGGUGGUUGUUAACUCUCCCAAGGCAGAAUUGGACCCAUCAGAUACAGAGGAGCCGGGGAACUGCGCAGAGGUUGACCGUGAUAGUGAUUUUGGCCCUCCCUUCUUCAGUGAUGGAGACAGGAGCUGGAGCCACCACCCAGAGGAAACGGAGCGCGGAGAAUCAAGCAAGAUAUCCCCAAAAGACGUACGAGGACGAACUAACCCAGAUCCUUGCUUCGCCGCAGGACAUGAGAACGAGGAGGUGAAUCUUCAUCCGGAAAGUGUCCAGGCGGCUGAAUUCAGUGACAUCUCCUCAGAAAGAGGCGGCAGAGGGACAUUUCUCCGGGUACCUGAAGUAGCAGGAAGGCCUGGAGGUCAGGAGAGACUGAGACACUCCCAAGGAAACUCAGCCAGGAAGAUGCCAAGAAAAAAAGCGGUUUGCAAGGAAGGUGAUUCAGACAGAAGCCCCAGCCGGAAGAGAGUCCCUGAGCACCUCUCCCAAAAGGCGGCCGCUGAGGGCGUGAGAAAGAGCGGCCCGUGUGUUGACCUCGCUCAACCAGCCAAGACCCCGUCUUACGAAUGCUCCUACUGUGGCAAGCGGUGGCCCUGCCAAUCCCAACUCCGCCGGCACGUCAAAAUCCACACAGGCGAGAGGCCUCACAAAUGCCCAGACUGUGGGAAGAGUUUCAGCAACAGCUCGAACCUCAGCCAGCAUAAAAGGGUGCACACUGGGGAGAGGCCUUAUAGUUGCAAAGACUGCGGGAAAAGCUACCGACGGCGGGCCUCCCUGGUCCAGCACGAGAGAGAAACCUGCCGCAAAGGGAACCCUUUAAACGCACCGGCGGUCGGGUACAUUGUGUUGGGGAACUGCACCUUGCUGUGUAUGAAGAAAAUGGCGCAGAGCGGGAAGAACCGGGUGAUAGCACCAAAGGGGGCAGAGGCCCCUCUUGCAGCUCCGCCUCUUAACCUAAUAAUGGGAUAUUCACAAGAGAAGAGCCAGGCUGGCAGUUAGAGGUCUAGAAACCUGGAAUUGGAGAUGUGGAUAUGCUGUCUUUUGAUCAAACGGGGCCUCUUGGCUGGGGUAGAGGAACACCGAAACAAAUCUGUGGGAAAGAUAUGGGAAGGGGAAGGGUUGCUGGGCUUGAGGAGAACUGCCCUGUUUUCAUUUCCAGCAAAACCCAAACAUGGAACAAGGAGCAAGGCAGGAGGGCAGAGGGAUGGAAGUGAUCCAACGGAGGGCAUUUCUGAAAGAUUUCCACAAGCAAGGAGGUUUGUUAGGCCUCCUGACUUGGAAAAGGCGCCAAGAAUAAAUAAAGGUUCUGCCUGGAAGGAAGCUUCCCCUGGAAAUGUGUUGGGCCUGUUUGCAGGGUUUACUAAGCCUUUUAAGGUGCACCAAAGGCAGCACAAUAUCCUAGCUUGGGACAGGAAGGUUUUGUAGGAGCCUGCAUGGCAAACGAACAAGAAAAAUUCAGAGCCUGUCCAAAUGCACUUGUCUGCAACUCUUUAAAGAGGCUGAGUUUUUUCCCCCCCGCUGGCUUGUAUGUCUCUCCUAGAAAAAAGACACUCAGUUUCAGGAUGCACUGAUAGGAGCAGUGCAGGUGUGCUGUCCCAAGUCACCUGUUCCAUUUGAAACUUCGGAGUCAUGCACAGUAUUAAUGUCCUGUUGUUUGACGAAUGCCUUGGCAAGUGUUAGCAUUAUUCUUUGGCAGCUUAAAUGAUCUGUAGGAGUGCAAAUCACAGAGGUUCGGUCAGUUUGCAGACGGUCGUUCAAAAGGAUAAGAUGUAACUGGGCCCUUAGGGGUUAAAUUUAUGUUUUACUGACAAAG